Candidula unifasciata is the source of this 2886-nucleotide messenger RNA. The record is from the annotation of a GenBank genome assembly. Lineage: Eukaryota; Metazoa; Mollusca; Gastropoda; Stylommatophora; Geomitridae.
AUGAACGAGUGCCGGUUUAUUGCCGUGGGUGCUGUAGUGACGGUUGGUUCUGUGGCCGUCUACAGCGGUUGGUUGUGGACACUGACAUGGGUGACCAUCUACUUGCUGGUGGCUGGUCUGGGCUUUUACUAUGCUGUUCAGUGGAACUUGGUUCGUGGCAAAAACUACAAGCCAGCGGUCAGCCACAAGGACAAGAAUACUCUCAAUAUUAUUAUCAGAAAGAUGGUGGAGCUUGAGGCAUGUGGGACAGAGCAGCCAAGAAAAGUUGUGAUCUCUCGUAAUUUAGACAACUCACUCCAGGAAGUGCUGGACCUUGUGGUCAAGCAUCUCAUAACAACAUGGUAUGAAGCUCUCAGCAAGGACAAGACAUUUAUCAAGCAGCUACAAGCAGAGAUGUGGAAUAUCAUCGAUAAAGUUAGCAGACGAUUGUCAGAGGUGGAUCUGGUGCGGUUCUUAUCUCAGGAUGUUGUCGACUGUUUACAUCGACAUUUUAAAUCCAUCCGUUUGGCAAAAAGGUUUGACACUGACAGAGCAGAUGAGGACAGCCCCAAGUUCAUGCUCCACUCCUGGCUAGUCAGUGAUGAGAGUGAGCUGGACUGUCUGAGGAAGGUGUCUGAUGCUGUGCUGCUUCUGCUGCUGUCCAAGCCCUACGCCACCUGCGCCCCAGUCAGACAUUUGCUUCGAGAGAUCAUCGGAGGAAGUGUUUUAAAGCCGAUGAUUGAUCUGAUCUGUGAGCCCGACUACAUCAACCAAAAACUGCUGGACUACUUAUCGUACAGGGAGAAACAGUACGCAGACACCAAGAGAACAUAUAUGUACUCGGCCACAUAUGAAGGCUUUAUGAAAAUGAUCAAGUCCUCAGAGUCCAUCGCAGACUUGCGACAGAUGAGGUACAAUAUCAUCUCUGAGAUCCUGCAAGCCUCGGCCAUCAAUAACUUGAAGAAACAGCAAGGCCUCACCACAGAUAAGGAUGUGGUCCCAAAGGGCACAAACAAAGGGGAACUUCUGAAAGCCAGGAAUCUGGAACGCUAUAAAAACCAGUUGACGGUGGCCAAGCAGUUGUGUGAGAAAAGGAUUCUUAGUCUUGGUGGAACCAUUUAUGAGUCAUCGCUUCAGAAUCCUCCCAGUGAAGAGGAUAUCCCUGGUCAAAAGGUGUUUUCCUUCUCUGUGAUUCUGGAAAUGCCCAAAGGGAGAGAAUACUUCAUGAAGUUUUUAAAGAAAGAGGGAGCUGAAUCCUUUCUUGGAUUUUGGAUUGCUGUAGAGAAACUGAAAACAACGGCAGAGGAAGAGCAGCACCGCCUGGCCACCGAAGUGUACCAACAGUACAUUGCCAGCAGCUCCUCCCAAGUUAGGUUUGACAAGUCUCUGCUAAAGGGAAUGGAGGAAUUUCUCCGAGGGGAUAAGGGACCCGAGGCUUUCAUGCUUGCGCAGAAGCAGGUGCAGCAGCUUCUGGAGGACCAGUACUACCCAUCAUUCAUUGUCAGCGACACCUACUUCCUGUUAGCCUCUAGCACACAAGGUGGGGUCACUUCUGAUGAGGAGAACACCAUGUCAGAUGAGUUGUUCCUGGAGUCUGCCGAUAUAUUUGAUGAGGGCGAGGAAAGUUUGAUCGCAGGACAAUCCUAUCGUGCGCAGCAGCUGCUGCGGGCUCUGGACAGCAAGAUCACAAACAAAGCCAGGGCACUUCGGGCCCAGAGAUCUUCACAGAAGGUUGAUGGAGGCUCAAAGCUGAAGAAGGUGCAGGAGGACAUGGAGCAAGAGUUAGAGAACCUAAAGCAGGAGAGACAUUUGCUGGAGAUGCACAUUGCUCGAACACAGAAGUGGAUCGAUAACAUCGGCCAGUGGAAUGCUCAAAUAUAUGAUGCUUCUAUCAAGACUGAAGAUGACCGCAAGAUCCCCCAGUUUGUGGUGUUGGUGUCUCUCUGCUCCGAGGACCAAACUAUCCCUGCCCAGGUCAGCAGUUCUAGUGAAGGAUGGGCCAUCUCCAGGACUCUGGAAGACUUCCAUGUCUUGCAUGAGAAGUUGGCCCCUAUCAGCAAGUGGGCACAGAAAAAAGAAUUGCCAACAUGUAGCAAAUUGUUCAAGUCUGUGGACAGUGCAUUCAUGCAGAAGGCCUGGGCUGUACUCAAUGAAUACCUUGCAAUGGUGAUGAAGGAUGAGAAGAUGGUUCACAGUGAGGCACUCUAUGCCUUUCUCUCCCCAACUCCUGAGUUUGUUUACCAAGCGUAUACUGCAGAGAAGAAGAAGUUUUCGUUGGCUGCCGUCAUUAGGAGUUUGCCAACAAUGAGAUCAGACAACCCUGAAAGUGAUGAGGAUUUCAUGUUUGGGGCUGACGAUAGCUCAGAGAAGGAUAAGAACACUGACUCCAUAGCCAAACCCCUGUACAGGCUGGUGGGGGAGGUGUUUGAGCUGCAGGGAAUGUUCCGCUUCUUCAGGAGGAGCCUCAUGAGUUUUGUAGAACUGACGUUUGGACGUUCUAUAGACAGGCAGCUGAAGGCCACAGUUGAUUGGCUGGUCAGUGAGCAGAUGUUAAUCUAUUACACCCAGACAUUUAAGGACAGCUUUUGGCCUGAUGGAGAUUGGGCCAAACCAUCCCCGCCCAGGAGUGACCAGCAGAAAUUAGACAACAGGAUUCAGGCCAAAACCAAGUUACUUGAGAAUAUGCCAGACACUCUCAAGACUCUGGUGGGGGAGGACAAUGGUCGACGAGGAAUGAUCAAAAUAUUUGAGGUUCUUCAGAAUAAGAACCUGAACAAACAUCUGCUUUAUAACCUUCUAGAGAUCAUCCUACUGGAGCUUCUGCCUGAGAUGAAGAAGGCCAAGGACACAGUUCUGUGCAGACACAAAGUUCGUCGCUUCUCCCAGGAGCAGGAGACCGACUUUUGA